Mesorhabditis spiculigera is the source of this 726-nucleotide messenger RNA. Lineage: Eukaryota; Metazoa; Nematoda; Chromadorea; Rhabditida; Rhabditidae. The record is from the annotation of a GenBank genome assembly.
AUGACCCACCCUGCUGAGUUUCGUAUUGAAGACGUCUACGCCGUCGACGAAGCCUUCGCGCUGGUUGAACGUCUUGGUGCUGAGGGAAUCAAAAAUCUGCGCUCCUUCUACAUGACUGUCAACGGCUCGGCUCCAGCUUGGUUUGCAAUGUUGCUAGAAUUACUCUGGAUAUUCGUGCUAACCUAUCGCUCCCCGCCAGAGAUGAAGUUGUAUAAAUGGGUUCUGGUGAAAUUAGCGUGGCUCGAAUUUAUCUUUGCCACAUUAUUGGGCCUUUUCUUGUUUCCUGAUUUAUUAUUCCCAGCACCAUGCGCGGCUGUUUUUGGACUUGCCGGGUACCUCGGCUAUUACGCAAGUAUACAUACCCUCUUCGCCGUUUUCUUCAGCGCCUGGGCUACGUUUAUGAGCGUCAACGACUGUCUGCACGGACUGAUGGAUCAGGAGGUAUUAUUCGCCCAAAUACGGGCUGCUGGCGACUAUAAAUACGUGGAAUGGUAUAUCCAGAAUAAUAUUGUGGUCAUCGGGUUUGAUAUGCACAGCAUAUGGGCGGCGCUGUUAGGACUGUUCAUAAUCGGUGGUCUCAUCGUCUGCUACGCGGUCAAUAUGAUCUCCGCUCUGGUGAUGCUGCAAAAAUUGAGGGAGUAUCAUCCGGAUGCUGAUAGUUCAGAACAUCUACCCAGCCAUCGUCCUGGUCAUCCCCUGCUCCGUGUGCGUCUACGGCUUCAUAGC